Rhipicephalus sanguineus (brown dog tick) is the source of this 2087-nucleotide messenger RNA. It is a transcript of the gene temp, whose product is annotated as protein prenyltransferase alpha subunit repeat-containing protein 1. The record is from RefSeq and is a predicted model, not a curated record. Gene Ontology annotation, cellular component: cytoplasm. Bases 341 to 1327 code for a protein of 328 amino acids. Gene Ontology annotation, molecular function: protein prenyltransferase activity. Lineage: Eukaryota; Metazoa; Arthropoda; Arachnida; Ixodida; Ixodidae. The transcript has 7 exons. Gene Ontology annotation, biological process: protein prenylation.
GGCUUCGACACUGGCAACUCGAUCAGAGCACGAAAAAAUAAACAAGAAAUGGGUAGCAACGGGACUUGAGCCCUCGCUAAUACAACAGAUUGGCCUGAACGAGCUCUAAUUUGGCGCAGUUGCUUCCCGUAGCACGAUUCUGGGACAUAGCUGAUAGAAAAGCAAGUCUUGUAAUGACAGUUAUUUCCGUUUUUACCCACGCACAUCGCACAUUGCCAAGGGCUUGUCUCUUACAAGGCGACUGCGAUGUCACUUUCGGCAUGGCUGUGUGCCUCCUGUGGUGAAUACUAGAGGCUGCGUCUUCUCAGGAGCAUCAAAGGCGAGAGCAUCGAACAGGUUCAUGGCAGCAAUGGAGAGUGAGUCGCUUGCCGAGCGUAUUUUGCAAGAUCUCGGAAACGUCUUUAAGAAGGAACCACUUGUGAAGGAGUUUGAUGUGGUUCCAGUGAGCAACUCGUCAUGCAACCGCAGUCCAGUGGUGUGUGUGGAUGGCCAUUUGGCUCUUGGAAGCUGGUGCGUCCCUCAUGUGUAUAGUUAUGCAUACACAAGGCUGAUUGAAGCACGCAACAACAUUUCAAGGCAUGAGAAAGAUGUUGUUCUUGGCUGGUCAAGAGUAGUUAUUCUCAUAAAUCCAGAUGUACAGCUUGCCUGGAAUAUCAGGAAGGAGCUCUUCUUGUGCAAGCAGACAACGUUUCAAGAGGAACUGAAGUUUUCUCAGCUUGUUCUGACAAGAAAGCCUAAGUGUUCGGAAGUGUUCUCGCACAGGCGAUGGCUUAUGCAACAUAACCUGCGAAGCUACACCACUGACCGCGCCAACAAUAUUCUGCAAGAGGAGCUCAAGGUGUGCCUCGCUGCUGCUGAGAAGUACAGGUGUAACUACUAUGCCUGGACCUACAGGAUAUGGCUUAUGGACACCUUUGUCCAUGGCAACCCUCUUAUGAUGGAAUCUGAGAUUCAACUGACUCGCGAGUGGGUCCGCGGUCACGUGUCAGACUGCAGCGGCUUCCAUUACCGGCAGUACCUGCUGCGCCGUGUGGGAAGCAUUCCACUGCUGUCCAAGGAGCUGGCCCUGUGCGAGGAGCUGUGCCUCUCAUAUCCUGGCCACGAAGCCAUCUGGAUGCAUCGGCGCUUCUGCCUCUGGCAUCUGCAUCCUACUGCCACCAAUGGGGAGACGCAGGCCAAGAAGGCCCGCGGCACCACCAACUGGGCCGAAGCUGAGGAGGCCUUUUUGCAGCGAGCGUCGGGUUGUGGGGAAUGGCAGGACGAGUUGGUGGUGCGUCACGUUCGUUGGUUACGCAGCGUCUUGGGCUGGACGGGGACGGCACCGUGACGGCAGCAAUGCGGCGGCACCGAUGGCACGUGCCGGGAGAGAAGUGGCUGUGAUUUUUCGUCUCAGGAGAAAAGGUUUGUGCUCCUGAUGUAGUCAGAAACAGAAACGGUGUCUGAGGGCAGCCGGAAGUUUGUGCAGUUUUGCAUUUUGCUUCCACAGCGAGGGAUGGGUCUCAAGCAAGCGAUGGGACAUUGCAGGAGUGAAAUAACAGUGCUCCUGGUAUAGGUACAUGUGCAUGGAAGAGAGAUAUGGCUGUGAUUUUAUCUCAGGAGGAAAGAAAAAAAAAAGUGUGCUUUUUUGUAAUAAUGAGUAAUCUGACCAAAAAGCAUGGUGUCAGCAUCUACCACAAAUGUAGUUAGAGGCAUGUGCAAUCGUGCCAAAGAAGUGCACGUAAUGGCUUAUGUGCUGGAACAGGUGUAUCGGAUGCACUUUAGUCACAGUACUGCUCGACUACUGGACUGGUGUAGUUGUCAGUGGUGCUGCCUGUGUGUCAGCUUCCGUCGAAUAUGACGGCAGUAGUCAAUGUAAAGAACAAAAAUGCCUGCAUGGCUGCAUCAAUGUUAUCUGCUAAGUGUUGCUAACUGUGAGGUAUAUUAACAUAUAUGGAGCUACUGCACAUGCUCCUACAUGUGGAAUAUUACUGAUGUGGGUAAUUAGCAUAGUUCAUGUGAACCAUUCCUUUUGCUAAGCUUGGUUGAUGAACCUUGCGAGACAAAAGUUUGCUAGUGAAUUGUUUGGGCUUUCCCAGAACUUGGUGACU